UUUUUGUCUACGAAAUGUUCAAAUAUUGGCAUCAUCAUCAAAUCCUAGACGAUCAUUGUAGGCAAUUGGAUUCAACUUAAGGCAAAACUUAAUACCAUCACAUCAUCUGCAUACAUCGUCAUUAUUAUCAUCUGAUCAUAACAGAAAGCGUGUAAACAGCUUAUAAAUUAAGAGUAUUAUUAAACAAAAAUAAUUUUGAAAUUAUUGGCAGGCAGCUCAUAGAAUAAGGAAAUCCAAAAGGCAAUUUAAUAGAGAACUGAAGAACGAAGUAAAGAAACCAAAAGACAUUCCAUCAUUCCCCCGUCCUCGAUUAAGUGUUUCUUGUUUUUAUUUGCUCUCCUCUAAAUAAAUUUUAGAGGAGUUUCUUGGAAUGUUGGAAUAUCCUCAACGAUUUGCGCGUAAUAUCCCUGAACCCUCAACAACAACACAAAACAAUACACAUCACAGUCAUCAUUUGCAUCAUCAACAACCACAGCCACUGCCACAUCAAAACUAUCAACAACAACAGCAACACAUAGUUGUGGGAUCACAUUAUCAUCCACACUCACAGCAGGGAUCUUAUCCAACAACACCAGCUUCUCCGGCUCAUCAACCACGCUAUCCACAGCCACCACCACAGCAUCAUCAGCGUAAUUUAUCGACAGCAUCUUCCUGUAGCGCUCAACAUAAAAGUGUCACCUUUAGUCAAGUAACAACUUCUAAUAGUGGCGAUUAUAGUGCUGGCAGUAGUAGCGGAAAUUCUAGUUGUGGUGGUCAACAAUCAAUGGCGGGCAAUAUGAAGCACGGUAAUGAUUUUUAAAAUAUUUGUGGAAAUGAUUUUCUAUAUUUAUAAGAGAAGAGUUUAAAUUUUUUUUUUUUAAAGGAAAAGAAAUAAUUUUAAACAAAACAAAUUGAUAAUGAUUUUUGAAAUAAUCAAAAUAUUUUCUAAUAUUUAUCUCUCUUUUACAGCAUAAAGAAAAAAGUGAAAAAAGGUUCAGGCUCGAAAACAUUACCCAAUUGUUCUCCAUCAAGACAAAUCGAAAGUCCAACAAUGUCGCGAAGACUGCCCCCAGAUCCAUCAGAGGCUAUUGGUUCAGCUAUUGUUAAAUAUAAUUAUCAAGCACAACAACCGGAUGAGUUGUCACUAACCAAGGGUACACGUAUACUUAUAUUGGAGAAAUCCAACGAUGGUUGGUGGCGAGGACAAAGUGGUAAUGCCGUGGGCUGGUUUCCAAGCAAUUACACAACUGAAGAUUGUGAUAAUGAUGGUGAGAUACAUACAUAUGCAAUGGCUGAAAAUGUAUUAGAUAUAGUGGUGGCUUUAUAUAGCUUCAAUUCAAAUAAUGAUCAAGAAUUAUCAUUUGAAAAAGGCGAUCGUUUAGAGAUUGUUGAUCGUCCUGCCUCCGAUCCCGAUUGGUAUAAGGCACGAAAUAAUCAGGGUCAAGUCGGUUUAGUUCCACGCAAUUAUUUACAAGAGUUAAAUGAUUAUUUGGCCACACCCUAUCGCAAUAAUGGUGGGGCAGCGGGCAAUGGUAAUGCUGGUGGCAAUGGUGGAGGAGGUGGUGGUGGUGGCAGCAUUGGUGGCGGUGCAAAUGCUAAUGGUGACUCAAUCGAUCGUCGGGCCGAUGGUAUGCCACAAAAUUCACCACCACCCAUGGAAAGGCCAAAUUUAGCGGGUAAAUCAUGGUAUUAUGGAGCUAUAACACGCAGUCAAUGUGAUACGGUCUUAAAUCAACACGGUCAUGAUGGUGAUUUUCUAAUACGUGACAGUGAAACUAAUAUGGGUGAUUAUUCAGUUUCUCUUAAGGCUCCAGGACGUAAUAAACAUUUCCGUGUUCAUGUAGAGAACAGCAUGUACUGCAUAGGCCAACGUAAGUUUCAUACUUUAGAUCAACUAGUAGAUCAUUACCAAAGAGCGCCCAUCUAUACAAAUAAACAGGGUGAAAAAUUAUAUUUAGUACGACCGUUACCAAAAGCCAAUGGUACGUAAAUUAUUUAAUUCAAACAUUUGAAAACAAAGAACAAAAACCUCAAUUACCCCUUUUAUAUGAACAACAACAACAACAUCAAAGGUUUAAUGUUGUAAAAGGAAAUAAAAACUUGAAAAGAAAGAACUGUUUUUCUUUUUUUUUUUUUCAAAAACUAAACCUUAAAAUGAAGAAAGAUAUACAUAUUCAAUACUUAACACGGAGAUACCAUUUACCAAUUACGCUAAAUAUGUUGUCACAAUAUCACCUUUAAACAAGAAAACAAAACAAAAAAGUAAAUAAUAAAAAAAAUUGUAGUUUUUCAAAACCAUACAACAAAACAAUUUCAUAUUUAUAUAUAUACAAAUACAUACUUUAAAAAAAAUACAAAACAAUUUAUGAAUGAAAAGAAAAAUACUUACACAAGGCGUAAAAUAUAUUUAAACGAAAACAUAAUUGUCAAAUUACAUUUUACAUUUAUAGCUACAUAUACAUACAUAUGUACAAGUAUAGAGAACACAGGUCGUUUAAGUUUGAAACAAAAAGUCAAAAUCCAGAGUUAAAACAUUUCUUAAAGAUUGAGAAAUUUUUCCCGUCACAUUUUGUAUUUCCCAAUUUUCCUAAAGAAAAUGUUCUAGAAGAUUUUCUGGGAUUGUUCGGAUUUGCUUAAAAAUUGCAUAUAAUUGUUAUGUCUGAAGUAUUUUAUCGAGUUUUGUUAAAAAUUUGAAUUCCCAUUUUAUUUAUAAAAAUCCCCAUUUUGGGAAUUUAGUUAAAUUUGCUAUAAAUUGAUGAAAAUUUUAAGAAAUAUAUUCGUUUUAGAGUAAUUUCUGAAAAAUUUAGCAAAAAAUUUUAAAUUUCCUAUUUUUCUGGGGAAAAUUUUCAUUAGGGAAGUUUCUGGGAUUGUCCGAAAUUGCUUAAAAAUUGCAUAUAAUUGUUAUUUCUGAAGUAUUUUAUUGAUUUUUGUUAAAAAUUUAAAUUCCCAAUUUAUUAAUGAAUAUCCCCAAAUUGGGAAUUUAGUUAAUUUUAUUAGAAAUCUAUGAAAAUUAUUAAGGAUUUAUUGGUUUUUAAGUAAUUUCUGAAAAAUAUUGCAAGAUUUUUAAUUUCCCAUAUUUCUGGGGAAAAAUUUCAUUAGGGGAUUUUCUGGGAUUGUCUAAAAAUAAACAAAAUUUACAUAAAAUUUAUGCUUCUGAAGUAUUUUAUUGAUUUUUGUUAAAUAUUUAAAUUCCAAAUUUGUUUAUGAAAAUCCCCACUUUAGGAAUUAAGUUAAAUUUUCCAGAAAUUGAUGAAAAUUAUAAAAUUAUUACUAAUUUUAGAGUAAUUUCUGAAAAUUUUUGCAAAAUUUUCAAAUUCCCCUUUUCAUAAAGAAAAUUUCCAUUAGGGGAUUUUCUGGGAUUGUCUGGAAAUAAACAAAAUUUACAUAAAAUUUAUACUUCUGAAGUAUUUUAUUGAUUUUUGUUAAAAAUUAAAAUUCCCAAUUUAUUUAUGAAAAUCCCCACUUUGGGAAUUUAGUUAAAAUUGCUAGAAAUUGAUGAAAAUUGUAAAAUUAUUACUGAUUUUAGAGUAAUUUCUAAAAAUUUUUGCAAAAUUUUCAAAUUCCCAAUUUUCAGGGGAAAAUUUUCAUUAGGGGAUUAUCUGGGAUUGUCUGAAAUUGCUUAGAAAUAACAUAUAAUUUUUAUAUUUAAAGUCUUUUAUAGAUUUUUGUUAAAAAUUUUAAUUCCAAAUUUAUUUCUUAAAAUCCCCACUUUAGGAAUUUUGUUAAUUUCAUUAGAAAUUCAUAAAAAUUGUUAAGGAUGUAUUAGUUUUUAAGUAAUUUCUGGAAAAUAUUGAAAUAUUUUCAAUUUUCCAUUAUUCUGGGGAAAAAUUUCAUUAGGGGAUUUACUGGGAUUGUCUGAAAUUGCUUAAAAAUAAUAUAUAAUUGUUAUAUUUGAAGUCUUUUAUGGAUUUUUGUUAAAAAUUCUAAAUUCCCAAUUUAUUUCUGAAAAUCCCCACUUUGGAAAUUUAAAUAAAUUUAAUGUAAAACUUAAAAAAAUUUAAAAUUGAAUUGUUUUUAAAGUAAUUUAUGAAAAAAAUAACAAAAUUUUUAAAUUCCUUUUUUAAAAAGACAACAUUUUUUCAAGGGGAUUUUCUGGGAUUGUUCGAAAUUACUUAUAAAUUAUACAUUAUUCUUAUUUCUUAAGUAUUUUAUUAAUUUUGGUUAAAAAUUUAAAUUCCUAAUUUAUUUUUGAAAAUCCCCACUUUGGGAUUUUACUUAAUUUUGCUAGAAAUUUAUGCAAAUGAUAAAGCUCCGUAUUCAUAAAAAUAUUAAACGCUUAUUUAAGGUUUUUUACACACAUUUUUCUACAAUAAACCAUCAAUAACUUUAUUAGGCAUUUAUGAGUAUGGGGGUUAAGUUUUAGAUUAAUUUCAUAAAGAAAAUUUUUGCAAUAUUUCCCUUUUCUCUGAGAAAAAUUAAAGUAAAUGUGUCGACUGCUGAGUACUGUAUGACACUUAGUUUUUAGAAAAAAUAAACUCUGGCCUCUGUUUUCAACACCUGCUGACUUGUGUAAUCAAUUAUAUUUAUAAAUUAAUUCUUUGACGUUGUUUUUUAAUUAAGAUUUUCUUUAACAUCUUGCAAAAAAUUUGCUACAAUUUAAAAUUGUAUAUUAUUUAUAACAAUUUGUGAUUUUUAAGUUUAAAUUAAAAUUUACCUAAAACUCGAAUAAGUUCCUUAUUUGUUAUGUUGUUUUUUUUACAAAUAUUCAACUAAAUGCUAAAACAACAUCAAAGAAUUUAUAUAAACGAUUUAUACUUGUACAACAACAACACAAAUAUAUUUAAAUAUAUAGAAAAAAAACUCAUAAAUUAAAACCAAGAAAAACUUUUAAUUUUUUGCUAAUUCAGCUUAAAAGCGUGAUCAUUCUAAAAAAAAAAACAAACGAAAUGAAAUGAAAAAAAGUCAUCUUUAAUUUAAAUACAAUUUGAAAGAAAGUUAAAGAAAUUUGAAAAACAACAACAUCUCUAAAUAACCAGAAAAACUGUCAACCAUAACGUAUAUAUAUAUAUAAAAAAGAUAUAAAUUUACAUAUUCAUAUAGGAUAUAAAUUUAAUAAAUAUACCUUUACAUCCUUUCAAAUCAAGAAAAUGAAUACCCUACUGACAAAAACCCCAACCCCCCUCCCCUCACA
Messenger RNA from Lucilia cuprina (Australian sheep blowfly), 5110 nucleotides. RefSeq names its product cytoplasmic protein NCK2 (gene dock). The transcript has 5 exons. The record is from RefSeq and is a predicted model, not a curated record. NCBI's taxonomy places the organism in Eukaryota, Metazoa, Arthropoda, Insecta, Diptera, Calliphoridae. Gene Ontology annotation, molecular function: protein binding.